AUUAAAAAACACCGGUUUGUGAAUAAGUAACUAAAUCAAAAUUCCUUGAGUUCAAAAUUAGAGGACAAAAUUUGUUUUAUCAUUGUUACCUUGGCAAAACGUACCUUUAAUUAAAUAAAGAAAUAUAUUUCGUGUUAUAUUAGAAAAAUUUUCCAAGAAAUUGAUCAAAAAUGGGUGACAGAAGUUCAAUUAUAGACAAUGGUCGACAUUAUCGUAAUGAAUUUCCAGAUUUUUCGAUAAAAAGUGCAGCGUCAAUAAUUGACGUCGAUAAACACGAACUUCAAGAUAAUUUCAAAGAAAAAUUGUCCGAACAGACAAAAAAUUUAAUUCAAAAAUUAGAGAAGAAUAAAAUAAAAUGGCACACAAUAGACGAUCAAUCGAUUUACACAGGAUUAAGUGGAAUCGCAAUGAUGUUUGAUCAUUAUGGAAAAUAUUUUGAUGAUCCAACUUAUAUUUCUAAAGCAGCAGAAAUGGUUCACAGUUGUGUUUCUAAAUUAAAUUCAAGAAGACAAGUAACUUUCUUAAUUGGAAGUGCUGGACCAUUAUCAUUGGGAGCUGUACUUUAUGAUAAUAUCGAUAAAGAAGAAUCUCGAGCAAUGAUUUUAAAGUUGAAAUCAUUGUCGGACUAUGUUUUGGAAGAGAAUGAAUAUUUACCGGAUGAAUUGCUGUAUGGGAGAGCUGGAUAUUUAUUUUGUCUUUUGUUUGUGAACAAAAAUAUAACACCCUCGCCGUUUGAUGAUUCUCUCAUUAAACAGGUGGUACAAUCUAUUUUGAAGUCUGGUAAAGUUUAUUCGACACAAAAUUCAUGUAAAUCACCAUUAAUGUACGUUUGGCAUGAUACUGAAUAUCUUGGAGGAGCUCAUGGAUUGGGAGGAAUUUUAUAUUUAUUAUUACAAGCUCGCGAAUAUUUAACAGAAAGCGAAUUGAAAAACGAAAUUGAACCAUCUUUAAAAUUUCUUCAAAAAUUGAAGUUUCCCUCUGGUAAUUUUCCUUCUUCGUUAGGAAAAGAAUCUGAUAAAUUAAUUCAUUGGUGUCAUGGCGCUCCUUCAAUGACAAUGUUAUUUUCCUUAGCCUACAAGAUUUACGGUAACGAGGAUUAUCGUCAAACUGCUGUCGAAUGCGGAGAAGUGAUAUGGAAUCGGGGACUGAUAAAAAAAGGUUGUGGAAUAUGUCACGGCGUUGCAGGAAAUGCAUAUACAUUUUUAAAUCUUUAUCAAGAAACUAAGGACGUAAAAUAUUUAUACAGAGCGUGUAAGUUCGCAGAGUGGUGUUUUGAUCACGAGGCGCAUCAAAUCAAAAAUCCUGAUCGUCCUUUCUCACUUUUUGAAGGAUUGGCUGGAACAAUCUACUUUCUUAUUGAUUUACAAAAGCCAUUGCUUGCUAAAUUCCCUGGUUUUACAUUAUAAAAAACUCAUUAAUUUUAAAAACAAUAAUUUUUAAAAUUCUCCAACAAUUUUAUUUAAAAAAUUUUAUUUUAUUUUUAAAGUAAAUAAAAUUUAAUCUCA
This is a messenger RNA of Leptopilina boulardi, 1505 nucleotides long. Its product is annotated as lanC-like protein 2. The transcript is spliced from 11 exons. The coding region runs from base 171 to 1406 and encodes 411 amino acids. Gene Ontology annotation, cellular component: plasma membrane. Lineage: Eukaryota; Metazoa; Arthropoda; Insecta; Hymenoptera; Figitidae. Gene Ontology annotation, biological process: peptide modification; carbohydrate metabolic process. The record is from RefSeq and is a predicted model, not a curated record.